AUGGGCGCAAACAACGCGGCUGAGGUGUUGCGCAAAAUCCAAGACCUCAACGACAAUCACGAAAUCUCCAUCAUCAGGCUCAGCGAGCCCAUCUCGAGCGCCGUCGCGCAAGAAUCACGACAGCAACGAACGUCGGACGCGUCCAAUGCUUCUCAAGAUGCGACAACACCAGCCAGCCUCGAGGCCGAUCUUGAGCACUACAAGGAGCUCUUUGCGAAGCUGCGCUUCUCCUACGUUGAGCAGGUCACCAAGGAAAAGUUCAUCCGCGCCAUUGUCGGCGACCCGCCUGUCAUCGUCUCGCCGCAGGAAAAUCUCGAGCUGGAAACGGCAAACCUGGCCGCAAAGGCGCAGCUAAAGGCGCUCAAGGUCGAGGUCGCAGACAUGGUAACGGAGCUGGAGAAAAAGGGCAAGGAACUGGCCAAGCGACACCAGAGCGUGCAGCUGGACACGGCCAAGUUGAAAGAACUCCCAGACAAGAUUGCCGAUUUGGAGGAGCGGGUGGCAGAGCUCAGGGAGAUGCAGGAGCCGGGGCAAAAGCCGCACAUGAACCUGCCCCUCGCCAAGACACUCGACUUGGUGGACGAGAAGAAGAGACAACAGCAGCAAUUGGACCGCGAGCUGGAGCAACUCCAGGCCAGGGUACCAAGGAAGAGAAAGGAACUAGAGAGGUUGCAGGCCGAGCUGCAACCGCUGCAGGCCAAGCGGCAGAAUAGCACGGCCGCCGCGAAGGAAGCGCAAAGGCGAAAGGAAGGGGCCGGCGGCGAUGCGGACGAUCUCGAGGAGCGGGGUCGGUGGCUGAGGGCGAGCGAGGCGACGCUGAAGCAGAUGCUGGACAUUCAGGGGUGA
Colletotrichum higginsianum IMI 349063 is the source of this 846-nucleotide messenger RNA. Its product is annotated as 60s ribosomal protein l37. Gene Ontology annotation, biological process: protein localization to kinetochore; attachment of mitotic spindle microtubules to kinetochore; kinetochore assembly. Bases 1 to 846 code for a protein of 281 amino acids. The transcript has a single exon. NCBI's taxonomy places the organism in Eukaryota, Fungi, Ascomycota, Sordariomycetes, Glomerellales, Glomerellaceae. The record is from RefSeq and is a predicted model, not a curated record. Gene Ontology annotation, cellular component: kinetochore.